AUGAAUCGAUACCAGUUCAAAUCCGCCGAGGAGAGGGAUGCGGUUCAGUGCCAGCUGUUUGUGGAGAGUCUGGGAGGAGUGGCUCUCGAUUGGUUUUCACGACUCGAGGCGAACUCAAUAGAUAACUAUAAGGAGUUGACGACGGCUUUCGUCGAACACUUCUCCAUGUUCAUCGGGCAGAACACCAAGAACUUCGAGCUCUGGCAAAUAGCCCAAGGAGCAAGCGAGAGCCUUCGCGAUUUCAUCCAGCGCUUUAAGACGAUUGUCGCUAAUUGUACGAUCAGCGAUGAAGCCGCUCUCUUAUGCCUUCAGAAAGGAGCUCGGAUAAAGACUAGCUUCCGAAGCGCGAUCACGCAUAACCAUCCACAGACGUUAGAAGACGCACUACACCGAGCUAAUACUUACAUUGCCGAAGAAGAAGAAGAAGCCGCUUAUGAGCAAAGUUAUUCGACAAAGCAACCCGAACGUUCGAAAGCAACAACUAACGAACCACAGUCAGGAUACAGCAGAGGGUACGAGAAUCGUAAGAAGUUCUACGCUAAUGCGAUCCAGCAAACAACCAAACAAGGACAUAGCACCGAAGAAUGCAGACACCUGCGAGAAUAUCUACUCAGCCAACAUCGAAAGGGGCCAAUCUCGGUUGAUGAUCUCCGUCGCUUAAACACGCCUAGGAACAGUGGGCAAAUCUCGGUUGACGAUCUCCGUCGCUCAAACACGCCUAGGAACAGUGGGCAAAUCUCGAUUGACGAUCUCCGUCGUUCAAACAUGCCUCGACCAAACAACGUACAGCUCGAGAAUGCUAUCGCCAAGGAUCCACCAACUCCACCAGCUUUACUGACGUUACCAGCUUUACCGGCGUUACCACCACCGCCACCACAGGCCGCCAGCGCACCCAAAGUCCCGCACGAUCCGCCGAAAGGAACGCCUUUGGUAUUUACCGAGGCUGGCACAAUCGGGUUGUAUAAACCGCACAACGACGCCCUUGUCGUCGAACUACUCCUCGACGACGUCGAAGUUAGCCGCAUUCUGGUCGAUACAGGCAGUUCGGUUAACAUUAUCUUCAAGGAAGCACUUGACCAGCUCGAGUUACUAUCAGAUAAGAUUGAGCCUUUUAUCGAGCCACUUACAGGUUUCGACGGAGAACGCUGCAUGGUCAACAUCCCGAUCUACCUCGGCGGAGUCGCAAAGAUCAUCCAGUUCCUCAUCCUCGACAAACCAGCAAUCUACAACGCCAUUCUCGGCACACCUUGGUUACACGCAAUGAAGGCGGUGGCCUCGACGUACUCAGUGCCUGAAGAUCCCAACUCCCGACGUUCACUAGGUCCGACAAACGAGCUUGUCGUCCAGCAAACCAAACCUAAGCAGGAAUCAAUUAUUCAAGUGUGGAUCGACGCAGUAAGGCCAGAGCGUCAAGUCGGAAUCGGUGCCGAACUCGACUCAAGCAUCCGCGAUCCACUCAUUCACUUUCUGAAACAGCAUUCGUCAACCUUCGCAUGGUCGGUAGAAGAUAUGCCCGGGAUUGAUCCACAGAUCGCGUGUCACGAGCUUAACAUCGAUCCAACAUACAAACCGAUCAAGCAGAAACGCCAAAAGCUCGGACCAGAGAAGGCACAAGCCGUCAAUGAUGAGGUCGAGCGGUUGCUUAAAGCAGGAUCUAUUACUGAGGUCAAAUAUCCUGAUUGGUUAGCAAAUCCCAUAGUCGUUAAGAAAAAGAACGGUAAAUGGAGGAUUUGCGUCGACUUUACCGAUCUCAAUAAGACAUGUCCGAAAGAUAGUUUUCCUUUGCCUCAUAUUGACCGCCUUGUGGAUGCAACUGCCGGAAACAAACUACUCUCGUUUAUGGACGCAUUCUCCGGAUAUAAUCAGAUUCUUAUGCAUCCGCAAGAUCGGGAAAAGACAUCGUUCAUCACAGACCGCGGCAUAUACUGCUAUAAGGUCAUGUCUUUUGGUCUGAAGAAUGCUGGAGCAACGUACCGACGACUGGUGAACCGGAUGUUCGCAAGCCAGCUCGGGCGAACUAUGGAAGUUUACAUUGACGAUAUGCUCGUGAAAUCACUCGUCGCUACCGAUCACGUCGGUCAUCUUCGCACAUGCUUCGAUAUUUUAGACCAGUAUUGCAUGAAGCUUAAUCCCACUAAGUGCACGUUCGGCGUAACGUCUAGAGAGUUCCUCGGAUACAUAGUUACACGGCGAGGCAUCGAAGCUAAUCCAAAACAGAUCGCAGCUAUACUCGAGCUCCCAUCUCCGACAACCAAACGCGAAGUUCAGCGACUCAUUGGACGCAUUGCAGCACUUAGUCGAUUUAUAUCCAGAUCAACAGACAAGUGCUUGCUUUUCUACCAACUUCUUUGCGGUAACAAACAUCUCGAAUGGAAUGAGAAGUGCGAAGAAGCUUUUGCCGAGCUAAAAAAAUACUUGUCUACGCCACCAGUCUUAUCCAAACCCGAAACCGGCAAAACACUCUACCUCUACAUCGCAAUUUCGGAGUACGCGGUCAGCAGUGUUCUUGUUCGAGAAGAUCGUGGCGAGCAGAAGUCAAUGUUCUACACAAGCAAAUCCCUUGAUGGGUCAGAGUAUCGUUACACGACCUUGGAGAAGUUCGCCUUUGCCGUGGUUAUUUCCGCGAGGAAGUUACGCCCGUAUUUACAAUCUCACUCGAUCGUUGUCCUAACUGACUACCCUCUUCGCACUUUCCUCCAUAGCCCAAGUCAAUCCGGACGACUCGCCAAGUGGGCCAUUGAACUUAGCGAGUAUGACAUCGAAUACCGAGGAAGAACUGCAACAAAGUCUCAAGUCCUGGCGGAUUUCUUGGUCGAACUCCCACCUGAGCUCGUCGAAGCUAAUCCUGUCAUAAAACCUUGGAUUCUCUACGCCGAUGGCUCCUCUUCCCAUAAAGGAUCCGACGUCGGGAUUCGUCUCAAAUCCCCCGAAAGGGAGGUUAUCGAACAAUCAUUUCGUCUUAGCUUCCCGACGUCCAACAAUGAUGCCGAAUACGAAGCAUUGAUUGUCGGACUACGACUUGCUAAAAGUAUUGGUGCCGAACACGUACACGCUUACUGCGACUCUCAACUUGUGGCUAACCAAUUUCACUGUGAAUACGAGGCUAAGAACGAUCGCAUGGACGCGUACCUCAAAGUCCUUAAGGAUGUUGCUUCGGAGUUCUCAACCUUCGAGCUUACAAAGAUACCUCAUGAUGAGAACGCAACCGCCAACGCCUUAGCCGUUCUCGCGACUAAUUCUGAACCCGAUCUUCGGCGAACUAUCCCAAUCGCAGCAAUCGAACGACCAAGUAUCGAGCCUGGUCCGAACUGCAACAUCAUUACAAGACGCCGUGAUUACGAAGCCCAACCCAAUCUCGCUCCACCCCUCACCCGGAAGACGAAACCCAGAGAGGUCGUCACCGAUCUCAACACCAACAUGGACGAACAAAACGAUAACGAAUCUGAUCUCAAAGACGAGUCCGAAGGCCAACACGUUCCAAUCGAUAUCGAAGCCGAAGGUGAAGACGAGCCCAAAGAUUGGACCUUAGAAAUUGUGGGCUACAUUGGAGAUGGAACGGUCCCUGCAGAUAAAUGGGCAGCUCGGCGCCUUAAGGCUCGUGCAGCUCGAUACAUGGUCAUUAAGGGCACUCUUCUCAGAUGGGAUGUGUCCGGUGUACUCUUGACUUGCGUUCACGGCAACGACAUCAUGGAAGUAAUGCAGAAAGUAUAA
This is a messenger RNA of Eutrema salsugineum, 3711 nucleotides long. RefSeq lists its product as uncharacterized. The record is from RefSeq and is a predicted model, not a curated record. NCBI's taxonomy places the organism in Eukaryota, Viridiplantae, Streptophyta, Magnoliopsida, Brassicales, Brassicaceae. The transcript is spliced from 4 exons. The coding region runs from base 1 to 3711 and encodes 1236 amino acids. Gene Ontology annotation, molecular function: nucleic acid binding; RNA-DNA hybrid ribonuclease activity.